Molecule: messenger RNA, 486 nt
Organism: Eruca vesicaria subsp. sativa (arugula)
Lineage: Eukaryota; Viridiplantae; Streptophyta; Magnoliopsida; Brassicales; Brassicaceae
Source: the annotation of a GenBank genome assembly
GGACUUGUUAAAAGAAGAGAAGGCUGGACUUUGUUUGGCCACGCCGCCGAGACUCGAAAUCGAAAUAGAGAGAGAAAGAUGGGUAUAGUAAAGAAAGCAGGAGAUUGGUCGUUCAAGGCCUUCACGGCGGGGCUAGGGCUCGCCACCAUCUACCUCACCACCACUUUCUCCUUUAAUGUCUACCGUGGCCUCUCUUGGCACAACGCUCAAUCUAAAUUGGAGAUGGAGCAAUCUGAAGAACAACCGGAAUGAUCUGAAUUAAGUUGCUGAUCUAUCUCUCAUGCAGCUGAUGCUUCCUUCCAUGAAUCUCUGCGAAUGUUGUUUUCUUGCAUACACUUAAGCAUAUCAGUUUUCGUUGCAUACACUUCAGUGUAUCAAUUGUUUCGGUUCUAGGAGCAAUUAAAUAAAUGAAUUUUUGUGUGUGAUAAAUUCAUUGAACUUGUGAUGCGAUUAUGAAUGUUCCAUAAUAUAUAUAACAACUUUUUC